AUUAAUAUAGGUUUCAGAUUGUAUAUUUGGCAUUAAGUAAAUAUUCCAAUAAGAAAAACUAUUUGUAAAACAUUAAUUUAUCAUUUUUUAUUAGCUUUCUCUUCUAACCAUAGAAUUAAAUUCUGCAUGGAGAAUAGAUAAGAAACAGCAUUUUUAUAUAUUUUGAGAUAGAGAGUUAAACAAAAGAAUUACUGGAUAAUUUAUGAUUAAUGGAAAAUGUAAAUAAAUUGACAUAGAUUUCUUAUUUACAAUGGUUUGAGAGUGGUUAUAUUAUGAAAAUGAUGUAAAAUAAGAUUUAUAGAAGAGUUGCGUAUAUAUGAUUAUAAUUUAAGAUUUUAAGGGAUAUUGGGGAAUGAAAAUUGUAUAGAAAUGAAACAUCAAUAGGAUAAAGAGGAAUGUGAAUUAAAAUAGUACAUUAAUCAAAAGAAAGAUAAAUAUGUAAUUAGAACUAUUUAUUGAAUUGAAUUUUAAUGCGCC
Paramecium sonneborni is the source of this 477-nucleotide messenger RNA. The record is from the annotation of a GenBank genome assembly. NCBI's taxonomy places the organism in Eukaryota, Ciliophora, Oligohymenophorea, Peniculida, Parameciidae.